This is a messenger RNA of Macadamia integrifolia, 1331 nucleotides long. RefSeq lists its product as uncharacterized. Bases 74 to 973 code for a protein of 299 amino acids. The record is from RefSeq and is a predicted model, not a curated record. NCBI's taxonomy places the organism in Eukaryota, Viridiplantae, Streptophyta, Magnoliopsida, Proteales, Proteaceae. The transcript has 3 exons.
CCAACUUUUUUUUUUUGGGUGGAAGCUAACUAAUCCAACUUAAUGAUAACUACUUCAACUAUAUGCAACAUCAAUGGAUUUAUAUCUGGUUCCAUUUGAACUUUUUCGUUUUCCAACCGGAGAAAUGGGUUCGGAAUCCACUUCAUCUCCGUCCGGAAAACGAAAUAGAGAUCCUGAGGAUGAAGUUUAUCUGGAUAAUCUACACUCGCACAAGAGAUACCUCAGCGAGAUAAUGGCAUCCAGUUUGAAUGGAUUAACGGUUGGAGACUCCCUCUCUGAAACUCUCAUGGAAUCACCGGCCAGGUCUGAAAGCAUGUGUUACCCCAGGGAUGAGCUAUCCUUGCAGUAUUCACCAAUGUCAGAAGACUCGGAGGAAUCCCGAUACUGUGAGACGACUCUAAUCACUUCAACACUGCAACCUGACAGCAUACCUACCAGUCCAGUUUCGCCUCACAGAUAUCAAAGACCACUAAGCGGAUUUUCUUCAGCAACACCCACCUAUUCAUACUCUUCACCUGGCUGUUCACUUGCUGCUGUGGCAUGCUCCCAACCUCGCCAGCGGGGUUCAGACUCUGAAGGUCGAUUUCCUUCGUCACCCAGCGAUAUAUGUCACUCUGCUGAUUUGAGGAGGGCCGCACUCUUACGCUCUGUUCAAAUGAGAGCACAGCCUUCAAGCUCAUCAGCCUUUGAGCUGCCAUUUUGUCCUGGGCAAGAGUCAAUGCAGAGUAUAGAAGUUGAAGAGCGGCCAUGCUCAUGUGUAAAGUCCUUAGUCGAUGGGAGGGAAUAUCAGAGUGCACAGGUUUCAAAUUUAUUUAUUGAUGAGUGUUCAUUGGGCAUCUCAGAGUCCAAAAUCAGACCAGAAAAGUCUUGCAGGGUAUUGAAUUUGGAUGUGAAAGGAGAGGAAUCUGGAGAAGAGGAGUUUGAAGGAAAUGGGUUGGGGAGACCAACUGUUAUGCCUUCUAGAUCUUGCUAGGUGUGAAUGAUAAAUUUUAUGAGAAUUUCUUACUGAGCUAUUGCUUCUGUAACCAAAAGAUGAUGUGGGUUAUUGUUCUGAGGAGUUGGCAUGAUUCCAGUAUGCAGUAAACAACCGAGAGUUUCUUACCACUGCUGAUGAUGAUUCAUUUGAUAAAGUUCUUGCAACUCUAGUGUUAUAUUUGUUUCAGCCUUGGUGGUGAGGCAAUCCGGACAAGUUCUUGCAUCGUGACAUCAUAAAUCUAUGUAAGCCAUUCAAAAAUUUAUUGGCGUAUUAUCUUGCUCAGUUGUGUUACUUGACAAUCGUUUUUGCAUGCUCCAUGACAUGCUACACAGGAAACAUGGAUGGUUAUGUGUGA